AUGAUUUCCCAAACGAAAGAGCCCGGUCAUGAAGGAGGCUCUGGCGACGUCGCACCGUUGUACGGGUUGAGGAAUUCCUGUGAUCCAUGCCACUCUUCCAAAUUGAGAUGCAGUCGAGAGAAGCCAACAUGUGCCCGCUGCAAGAAAAAUAGAACUGUUUGUAUUUACAGCCCAACGAAGCCUCCAGGAAGACGGCGUAGAGUUACGACCGUGUCGAGUGCUGGCCAAGGUGCUAUGGCAAAUCCAUCAUAUUUAACAAAUGCGACGAGGGUAGAUAAGACGGGGUCGGAUCAGACAACCUUAGCAGACAGCCAGGAGGUAGCAACCCCAGCCUACGCCAACUCACAUCCCACGAACCCGGCAUCACAAUGGGAUGCCCUACACACCGUGAUGGACAAUGAGGAUUUCGAACGAUACAUUAGCGGUUUAGACUCUCUUGACCCAUCAGCAAUGCUAGAUACCCAACUAUCUAAUGUCGACCUUUUGGCAACGCCAAUCAACAAUACUGCUCUUGAUAUAGGUGGGGGUGACGGGGCUCACACGACAAAUGAGGAUCGCUGGCUGGCACUGGAUCCUACCAGCGAAGGAUUCAAUAUCCCGGACCUCGUAACAGCGCCGGGGUCCAGCUCUCAAAGUACCGACCAAUCUUUCUCGACGCCAGAUUCUUCCUGGCUUUCCAACUCGAUGCAGUUUUCGGCGGAGUGUGUCUCCCUCAAGCAAUGGGCGUCGUCUUCUCGACCGCUGCUGCUGUUCAGCAAUGUCUCUGAGCCGCAGGACUUGACCGAUGUCCAGUGCCUCUGCUACUCUGCUGUGGCGAACCUCCAAUUUCACAGCAAGAGCGCGUGCAACAUGCAACCUGCUGUAGGCCUAGGGGCGUGUCUACAUAUGGAAAGGCUCCUCCGCUGGACCUGGACCAUCCAUAAGGGAUGCCAAGGUUGCCGCAACGAUGAGUUGGUCAAAUUUAUAGUGGCCGGCGUUACCAAUCAAGUGGUGGGCACCUUCCGAACCAUCAUCGACGACAACGCGAAAGGGCUGCAUGGAGGCGUGAGAAGCGUAGCCCACAGCGUGAAUCGGCCACUAGACAUGAGGCCGCAGGAAGAGACGCAGCGGUCUCUGUUCGAUUGGACGAGUCUGAACUUUGGUUCGAAGAGCAUCCAUGGCGCUGCCAAAAUAACUUUUCUACGUCGCUUGAUGGGCCUAAAACUUCGUCAGAUUGGCCAGUUGCUAGAGGACCUCGUGGAUGGAAAAGGCUCGGAGCCAGGCAAAGAAUUGGCACAGGCGCUCCGAGUGCUUAUUUCCGGCAUCUCAGAGCGUCUCAAUGUAACCACUGGUAUGUUGUCGACGCUAGAAUGA
Molecule: messenger RNA, 1353 nt
Organism: Venustampulla echinocandica
Lineage: Eukaryota; Fungi; Ascomycota; Leotiomycetes; Helotiales; Pleuroascaceae
Exons: 1
Coding region: 1-1353 (450 amino acids)
Biological process (GO): regulation of DNA-templated transcription
Molecular function (GO): DNA-binding transcription factor activity, RNA polymerase II-specific; zinc ion binding
Source: RefSeq, a predicted model, not a curated record